Messenger RNA from Galleria mellonella (greater wax moth), 6274 nucleotides. RefSeq lists its product as uncharacterized. Lineage: Eukaryota; Metazoa; Arthropoda; Insecta; Lepidoptera; Pyralidae. Gene Ontology annotation, biological process: regulation of translational initiation. Gene Ontology annotation, molecular function: translation activator activity. Bases 130 to 1968 code for a protein of 612 amino acids. The record is from RefSeq and is a predicted model, not a curated record. The transcript has 8 exons.
UUUGUGUAACAUGUUAUUCACUUCACUAAUCUCGGCAAUAUGGAAGUGAAAUGUAUGACAACUAAUACUCUAAACAACUAGGAAAUAAUUGAGUUUCUAUUUGAUUUAUCUCUUUAUUUGCUUACUGCAAUGACGACCCCUGGUCGCGGCCGCGGGUACACUGGGCGGCACCAUAUCCGCGACCCCAGACCCGGGGACACGGACCUGGCGGACUUGGACGCCGCCAGGACACUAGCAGAACUCAGCCCACGCUCCACAGAGUCCCGAGACAGAGAGAAGCCGGAGAAAGCGUCAGAGGUGGACCCGGAGAAGGAUAAAGAACAAGAAAAGUCAUUCACGAAUGAAGAGGACGCUCUGAAGGAAUUAUUGACAGUCGAUGAAGAGUAUGCACCUUUGGUGACAUUGCUAGAGCAGUUCUCGCCGGGUGAAGAUGGUAUACAGUUCAACAGAAAACUGAAGCAUUUUGAAGCGACAGUGACAAAAAUGUGUCCAGAUGAAGUCAGCUUACAGAAUGCGUUCGGCACAUUCCGCGCGGCAGCGCUGAGGCACCCGAACACGGCGCGGAAGCUGGCGGCCGUCGGCGCCAGCUUCACGCGGCAGCAGCGCCAGCAGGUGCUGCGGGCCACGCUCCUCAACGUCGUCAUGCAGGGCACAUUUUCCAAACUGGACGUAUUGGAGAGGGCCAACCCUAUAUUUUUAAUAAAUGCUGCCAACCUCAUGGGGGACUACUUUGCUGAGGCUCGUCUGUGCAAUGGGCACAAGGUUCAUAUCCUGGCGGGGCCACUGUUGCAGUACUUGAGAGCGUUGCUCGCUUCUGACGACCUCCGGGCGCACCGCAGUCUCGCCACACAGCUAAUGCAAAAUGGCCGAGAGCUCCUCUCACAGCACACGGCUCAGGAACUGGACGACCUGUCCAUCUCAAUACGUCUCCGUCUGCUCACACCGCCUCCGGUCAGCAUCAUAUGGCUGCUCCUGUCAGCAGAUCUGUGUUUGAACAAAUUUCUACCACUACCAAACACACUGCAACAAUUCUAUGCAUCACAUCUAGAGUUAACCACCGACGAGAACUACUCUGAAGUCAGCUACGGUUCAUGGAAGAAGAGUCCAGAGAAGGAGACCAAAUCUGAUAUUAGUAUAGAUAGUCUCACGGAGAAAGCCAGUCAGAAUCUCUCGCAGAUAAAUUUGAAUCAUGAGGACGAUGCUAAACCGAAGUUAAGACCGAUAUUAGGCGCUGGCGCAGGUUUGUUGCGACAAGAACAAGCGUUAUCGGUAGGUCAGGACAACUUCGAGACGUGGACAGCGAAGAAUACUCUCUCAAAAAGAUAUGACUUGAACUCUUGGAGGCAGACAGAAGAGGAGAAGGAGGAGCCGGAAGUCUUCAACCCCACAGUUUUGCCUCCAAAUUUUCCGACAGUUCCGGACUAUCCGCCACCAAACCUGUACUACCCUGAGAACGUAGGGAAUUACUUGCAGCAAGGAGAUGGAACAUAUAUACAGAAUCAGUACUCCACACCCCAAAACUUCACCCCACAAGGAGAUGCCUAUGUUCAUUACCAAAGUGAAAGGCCACCUAGUGUACCAGAUAGAAUUAACAAUGAAAUACAGAAGAACGCACAAAGAAGACCGGUAGAGAACUGGCGGAGAGAGAAGAGUGAUUUAAAAGAAGACCCCAACAGGAAUAGACAACGGAAUUGGAAUAAACACCAGUCCAAAGACAGUGUGAACGAUGAGGAGGACAAAGAGAAGUUCAAGGAUGGCGAGAAGUUCCCGAGGUCUGCGUCCCGGAAUUCCCGGGACUCCAGGGAUGCUCGGCCCGGCAAUCGAACGGCCCGGCGGAAUAGUGGCGAAAGUGAGGCCAAUUCGACAAGUGGAACUAAAACUCCGAUGCGGAGACACGUGACAGAUGUGCCGCGGAAUAACAAAUAUUGGGAUCACGACGACCGGUGCGACAAAGACUAUAAUAGUUAGUGAACUUCGUAGUCCCGUGGGAUUUUAUCGUUCACAAUUCAGGUGCCGACUUUUGGUGGCCUUUGGGAGACCGCUGUAAAAUUAUACUAAACACAUUUGUGUAUGUCGUUAAGGAAUUUGUUCUUGACAGCACUAUUUAUUGUAUUAAAGGUGAAUUCAUCAUUUGGUUAUGAAUAUUAAGUUGCUAGAAAAGGUAACUUUAUAUGUCUAAGGUUUAUAUGUCUAAAGCUGCGGCCAUAUUAUCGAAUGAAGGUAUGCCACGCGUAGUCACGAUAAAUAUUUCUCAACAAAGCAAUAUGUCUGUAACUUUAUUGUUUUAAAAUUUUGUAAGUACACAUAAUAUUUUAAUUAGUCGAAAAAUGUCUACUAGUUUCGGAAACAUUCCGUACUCUUAGUUUUGAUUACACUUAAAUUAAACCUGUAGUUGUUACAUUAAAAUAUAAAUGUAUUUAACUAUUGUUCUUUUUUUAAAAUUGUAUUCAUUCGAUAAUCGUUGCAAGUAACGGGAACCAGAAAUAAUCAGUUAAGUCGACCUCCAGGUCCUUAACCAUCGUGCUUGAUCCCUUAUGAAAUCGCCACGAUGGCAAACUGAUCUGACCUGCUUUGGCCAUUCGACAAUGUGACCGCAGCGUAAAAAAAUUCAGUCCACCGUCGGACAGUGUGAUAAUCCCAUAAAGGCACCCACCGGUCAAAUGUAACAUUAAGAUUAAAUUUACCUGGAUUUUUAUAGUAAAAUUUGCAAGUGCUAGCAAUAAGGUGAUCAUUUUAGUGCAAAGUGAAAGGUAACGCGUAGCUGUAUUUCAGAAGUAUGUGAACUACAUUAAAUAUUUAUAAUUUAACUGGUCCAUAGACUAAUUAUAUCUGUCCUUAGGGACUAACACAGCUUUGACAUUGUUUUUUUUUUUUCUAAAAGGGGGCGUAGUCAAGACAAGGUUGGGACUAACACAGCUUUGACAUUGUUCUUUUUUUAAAACGGGGUGUAGUCAAGACAUGGUUGGGACUAACACAGCUUUGACAUUGUUCUUUUUCUAAAAGGUGGCGUAGUCAAGACAAGGUUGGGACUAACACAGCUUUGACAUUGUUCUUUUUCUAAAAGGUGGCGUAGUCAAGACAAGGUUGGGACUAACACAGCUUUGACAUUGUUCUUUUUCUAAAAGGGGCCGAAGUCAAGACAAGGUUGAAAUGUAUGCUUAUAUGAUGAAGGUAAAAAAAAAUGCAUACAACUGGAAUACAACUGCAUUAUAUCUUUUUAGACUUAAAAUCAUUCGUUUCUCAAAAUUAUUAAUAAGUCUUAUAAUAUGUAUAUUCUCGAUAUAUGUGUGUAUAUUCUGAAUAUGUGGAAAUUAUGUGGAAAUAAUUUAAGAGUCCCAUCAAUUAUGCAUAAUACUGACAUUCACCAAAUGUUGAGGUCAAGGUCCGGAAUGUGGUCAAUUCAAGGAUUUGACCGGUCAAUGUUGAUAAUCGAAUCUCUAAUGGAAAUCACAAACUGAACCCCUUAUUCAUAAUAUCUUAAAACUGUCUACAAUACUACUUUAACUAUUACAGUUAUGUCACUUUCUUGCAACUUUUACCAACGACUUCGUCUGUGUCAGUGGGUUAUGUUAACUGACCCGUAUAAAAUGUAGCCUUAUAUCCUUUUCCAUCCCAUAUACCCAAUUUCAUAGUGAUUAAUUAAGCCGUUAAGGCGCUAUAACGUAACAAACAAACCCACUUUCACAUUAAUUUUGUUUGUUUUGAAAUAUUUAAUUAUAUAUAUAAUAUUAAUAAGGAGAUAUAUAGACAUCUUGUUUGGAUAGGACUAGAGGUUUUUUCCACUAAGAAACUCUUACAUUGACAUAUACUCCGGUCAUAUGGACGAAGUCGUAAGGAAAAACUAGUCAGUAAUAAAUAAGAUGAAACUUCAACGAGUCCCGUCAAAGUUCUUAACUGAACUAGACUAUAAUAGUCUAGUUCAGUUAAUGUUGACAUUAACUUGUUAUUUUGCGAAUUGACCGCACACCCCACUUUGACCGCAACCGUUUUGUACCAUGACAUAGUGACAGGGUAUUGCAAUAAGAAAAAAAAAAAGAAAUUACUUGAGCUGUUGUAAAAUAUAUUAUAAUAAAGUUGUACAAUCUAUACUUACGUUUUUAGCGAGAACAAUUUUGACGUUUAUUAGGCUGUAUGGGCCAUGCACUUUGCCUGUCUUAUUUAGACGAAUUAUAAAACAACAACAUGACGUGUGUGUAAAACCUUAACUUGUUCCACUAUAAGAACAAGGAAGGAUAAAAUAAAAACUGUAAAUCAUACGGUCGCCUCCUUUCUUUCUUAUGCAAAUAUAAUUAGUGAAAAGAGGACGAAAGAUACACCGUCAGUUGCUAUUUUUGUAUAUUUUCAUCCCGGUCGAUAAACAUAUGACUGUAUUGCAAGCGAAGUCGCAGUUAUAAGUUACUACAUUGUAAUUUAAUACAUUUCACAAAAUAUGUUUACUGUAAGCCAGUGAAUUUAUUUUUAAUUAAUUUACACUAUCUCAAGUAAUUUUUUAACAAUUAUUUACUGUGCUCGCCAAUUUUCAUUCAUAAAUUUAAUUAAAAAAAUAAUUAAAUAUCCGAUAAAAUAUUUUGUAAUCAUAAUAAUUUGCAUUUAAUUAAUUCUAAAUUAAUAGUUGUUUAAAAUUAUUCACCGCAAUUACAAUAUCAGUUUUAGUGAUUUGGCAAGCAUAUUAAAAAUAAAAUACUGGUAGACCCUUUAAUUAUUCCGAUUUCUGACAAGAGUGGAGAAGUUACAGAUUUGUAAUUCUCUUUGAAAUAUUUAAUUAAUUAUUAAUUAAUUAGAAAUUAUUAAUUAUUAAUUAACAUCGUAUCUGAAUAUUUUGACAUUGUAUGUACAUAUAUACAGUACAUUGCAUAGUGUAUUUUUAUUUUUUUUAUUUUUAAUGCUCACACGAUUAUUGGGGAGUCGUAACUUUAACCAGAACUAAGAAGGUUCGGUUCAGACCGAAUGGAACAUUUGACUAAAAACCUGUAUUGGAAAGGCCCAUAUAAAAUUUUCUAAACUUCUCCAUUCAUAAUCGCACUCUUAAAGCAAAAAUAGACCAAAAUGCACAAUUAGACCAUUGCAGAAGAAAAAAGUUACAAGGCACUGAGUUAUAACAAUGUAAUGCUCAGGAAUGGCAACGCAUGGGGGGUAUCAUGGGCGAAACAGUAUACUCUGUUAUGUCCAUGGUACUGCUCAUGUCUAUAGACGACGGUUACCACUUUCCAUCAGGUGGGCCGUCAGCUUGUUUGCCAUUCCAUUAUAUUUUAACGUAAUACGCGUAAUUGGAUCGAGAGAUUGACUAGUUUGGGGACCAUUUCAGCCCACACCUCGCGCUCAAUCAGCCGAGGCGCGCAUUCACAGCCGCCCAUGAUUAAGGAUCACGAAUCGGUCGUGAAACUAGUCGAGCUCUCUCCAUCUAAUUACACGUAAGUUAAACCGGUAUUUGUAAAAUUAAAAUAUAAUGCGUGCUUACGAAAUUUUUAAUAGUAAAUUCUAAGUUGUUAGAAAACCAAAAAUAUCGACCCAUUAUUUUUUACCUAUAUUCACAAAAAGCAAUAUAAAUAUCGAAAAUAGGUUUUAAAAAAAAUAUUUGACGUUUUUAUGAAUAAACAAUUUUUUGAACCUUGCCUUGAUGAUUACGUCAUUAAAACACUUUUUUUUUGUAAAUUUCUAUUUUGGGUCUAUAUUUACUGAAGAUGCGACACUAAGUUCUGUACAUAUAUGUAAUCUUAGAUUAUAUAGAUAGAGUGUCUCCAUACAAAUGCUUCGAGAAAAACGGCUCAACUUUUUCAUACAAUUUUGCGUGAUAAAUAGUUACGAGUGUUUCCUUUAUAUCUUAUAUUCGCAUAUGGGGUCAGCUAAGCUGUUGCACGUCGACCCGUCGGGAUCUUUUGUACUUCCCCCUGCCUUAUACAAUGUUUCCUUUAUAACUUCUAUAUUUAUUUUGUCUUAUAAUUUCUGCAUCUUUCUAAUGUGUAAACACUCAUUUUGUUUAUUAAACAAUACGUCAAGAUACAUUGUGUGCGUAAGUAUAUAGAACACUGAUACAACAAACGAGUCAGCUAAUUUGACAAUUAGCUGACGAUCAGUUGACACGUUUUUGAGGCUCGACGCUCUAUCUAUAUAAUGUAAGUAUGUAACAUAACCCACCAUGAUUAAUUUGUAUACAAAUGUGUAUGUAUGUAUUUGAAAUUGAAAUAUAUACCAUACAUACCCUGGAGAAAAAUCUUUCCCAUAUAUAUAUAUAAUAAUAAUAAUGUAGUUUUAUUAAAUCAUAGUUUUUGCUCAA